UAUAAUAACAGUGCCAAACAGAAAUAUUUUGGUGAAGAUGCAUUUAAGUGUACUCAAUGUGGGCGUACAUAUCGUCGAAAGAAAAAUAUAUUUGGAUUGAAAAUAAUGGAAAGUUAUAUAACUGCCCAAACAAGAACUGUCACCGCAAUUAUAAGACUAAACCAGGUUUAUACAAUCAUUUGAAAUAUGAAUUUAAGCCAUUGUUAUUCAACCCAAAAUCUGGAAGAAUGAAUAAAUACCCUGGUCCAUCUUCAGAUGGCCUUUUUUAUUGUACAAAUAAAUGUGGUAAAAAGUAUAAAUCUAAACAGGCUAUCAGUGUACAUAUGCGUUAUGAGUGCGGUGUGAAACCCAAAUUUUACUGUCAAGAAUGUAAUAAAUAUUUUAAACAACCUGUCAGCUUCAAAGCACAUCAAAUGAAUGUUCACAAGUAUGUAGUUGAGUAUACACAAUUUAAGUGUUCUAUGUAAUAUCAUACUUAUAAUAAGUUUUAUUUUGCUAUUUUAUUAAUUAAUUCUUAUUUAGAACUUUCAAAAUGCAUAUGAGAAAUUCUACAAGUAAAAAAAAAAGUCUGAUAUAAAAUAUGUAUGAUGUUGUUAUUUUAAUUUUUUUUACUGUGGACAACCUCAGUUUUAAACUAACG
This is a messenger RNA of Rhopalosiphum padi (bird cherry-oat aphid), 640 nucleotides long. RefSeq names its product zinc finger protein 235-like. The transcript has 3 exons. NCBI's taxonomy places the organism in Eukaryota, Metazoa, Arthropoda, Insecta, Hemiptera, Aphididae. Bases 57 to 467 code for a protein of 136 amino acids. The record is from RefSeq and is a predicted model, not a curated record.